CUUCUACCGUACACCACCAACCCAUACCGCGCGAAGCAACAACUCGACGUCAACAAGCAUUUUUGAUACAAAGACGAAACCACAGCUUCUCUGCCCCUCCUACAUUUCAGUAUCACUCCAAUUCAACUCCAGACCAAAACACCAUCGUCAUGACUUCAGCGGAUGCAAAGAUUCAGGAGCUUCUCACGAAGCCGCGCAAUGAGCUUACUGAAUACGAAGUUUCUCUCCUCGAAGAGCACGAGUUCUCCGCCGGUCCUCUGUCCAUCCUUCAGACCGCCGUUCGCAGCCACUCCCAGGUCCUCAUUUCCGUCCGCAAUGGGCGCAAGAUCCUUGCGCGCGUCAAGGCUUUCGAUCGCCACAUGAACAUGGUGCUGGAGAACGUCAAGGAGAUGUGGACCGAGACGCCCCGACUGGCCAAUGGCAAGAAGGGCAAGCCCGUAAACAAGGACAGGUUUAUCAGCAAGAUGUUCUUGAGAGGCGAUUCCGUCAUCCUUGUCCUCCUAAGCUAGUUUACGAAUAGCACGGCAAAAUCUUUAGGUUGGAGGUUUAUUUCACUUGCACGGCGAAGAUACGCGCCAGCACAACUUAGGGUUAAUGGUUCGAAUGGAGUGGAAAUCGAGACCGGGAAGGUACCUAUUGUUGGUCGACCGAAUCGAGAGGCAUGCGGACUAUAUCACCUUACUACUACUCAACCGCUCGAUCGACCAUGAUGACGACACAACCACGAAAGCAACUCAAAACGCCCCGUGAAAAGGCGCCGCGCAGGAACGAGAGGAAAGAAGAGAAACCCAAGCAGAUUUUCAGGGGCUAUUAGGAAGGUCAUACAAAGGGAAAACUAGUGUGAGCUCGGCGUUCAAACGUGUAUUUGGUUUUGUUUAACUCUUUAUCUUUCAUUUCUGGUAAC
Molecule: messenger RNA, 904 nt
Organism: Neurospora tetrasperma FGSC 2508
Lineage: Eukaryota; Fungi; Ascomycota; Sordariomycetes; Sordariales; Sordariaceae
Product: small nuclear ribonucleoprotein Sm D2
Exons: 5
Coding region: 150-509 (119 amino acids)
Biological process (GO): RNA splicing; spliceosomal snRNP assembly
Cellular component (GO): U1 snRNP; U5 snRNP; U4/U6 x U5 tri-snRNP complex
Molecular function (GO): RNA binding
Source: RefSeq, a predicted model, not a curated record